AAUUCAUAAUUUAUUCCACAUUCUAACAUAAAAUCAUGUUGAAAAUCGAAAAAUAUCGUUAAUGAAAUUACAUAUCUGACAUUUUAGGUUAUGUGAAACAAUUUUCGAUCUCGGGAGUGGUUUGAAUGAUUCAUGACUGAAUAAAAUUUUAGUAUUUUAUAUUCUAAAUUCUAGUAUUAUCAAAAUUCAAAAUAAUGUCUGUAGCAGUUUAUUUCUAUUCAGUGGGUGCGUGUUUGUUGCUGUCAAUCACCUAUGUUGCUAGUCUUUACAUUUGGAGCUCCAACUACCCAAGAGAUCAUCCCUUAACAAUUAAAAGAAGAUUUUUUAGUGUAUUCAUCAUGAUGUUUAUAUCACCCAUGUUUUUGUAUGUAAUGGGUUCUGAAGAACUUUUUAAGAAAGCUACAAUUUGGGAGCUACUUGGAUUCAGGAUAGAUGGUAUUGUAAAUGCUUCAAUAAUACCACUUAUGUUAACAAUGGUCUUAUUCCUUGGACCCUUAUCAAUGACUCAAUAUAGCGGUUUUAAUGCCAGCGAAUACAUGGAUAAUUUCACAAAUUUGAUAUGGCUGCGGAAUCAUAUAGUGGCUCCAUUGUCUGAAGAAUUCACUUUUCGAGCUUGUAUGUUGCCAUUACUUCAGCAGUGCUUUGGAAGACUUGCGUCAAUUUUAAUAUGUCCAUUAUUUUUUGGAGUUGCACAUUUUCACCAUAUGCAAGAGAGAUUAAAAUCCGGGAUGUGUUUGAAGACUACAAUCAUCAUAUCUUCAUUCCAAUUUUUGUAUACAACAUUAUUUGGAGUUUACUCAGCUUAUUUAUUUGUGAGGACAGGACAUUUUGCAGCUCCUUUUGUGGUGCAUGCAUUUUGUAACCACAUGGGAUUUCCUAAUUUUGAAGAAGCUUUGUCUUAUAAAUCGCCAAAGAAGGAAAGAGUUUGUUCACUAUUUCUUAUUGGAUUGGUAAUAUGGGGAUUUCUUCUUGAACCAGUUACAAAACCACACUUAUUUUCAAACCAUUUGUACAAUUUAAAUUAUGAAGACAAUAGUGUUUCAACAAUUACAUAAAAUAUCUCUAAUGAACAGAUAAAAUAAUUUGUUUAUAUAAUGCCAUUUUAAAUAUAGGGAAGA
Molecule: messenger RNA, 1118 nt
Organism: Ctenocephalides felis (cat flea)
Lineage: Eukaryota; Metazoa; Arthropoda; Insecta; Siphonaptera; Pulicidae
Product: CAAX prenyl protease 2-like
Exons: 1
Coding region: 195-1055 (286 amino acids)
Biological process (GO): CAAX-box protein processing
Cellular component (GO): endoplasmic reticulum membrane
Molecular function (GO): metalloendopeptidase activity
Source: RefSeq, a predicted model, not a curated record